UCUUUUAUUUUGUAUGGCACUUCCUGCUGUAACGUCUUCAGCUUAUUCAAAAUGCUGCUGCCCGUCUCUUCACUAUCACACACAGCAUCUUCUCAUCGUCGGCUUCCUGUUUAUCACAGAAGUCCUAACGUUGGCUUAUGAACGGUCCUGCUCCUCCAUACCUCUCUGAUGUUCUUCAGCCUUGUAUUCCCUCGCCGGCCCUUAGAUCAGCUGACCAGCUGCUUUUGGUUGUCCCGAAAACUAGGCUGGAGCUUGGAGGAGAACUUUUUCAACUGUGUCUCCCAAACUUUGGAAUACGUUGCCUUUAAAUAUGAGACAGGCAUCUUCGCUUCCUGUUUUUAAGUCUCUUUUUCCGUUUGGAGCGGUGUGAGCUGAUGUGCUCUUUGUUUUGUUUUUGUGCAGCAUUUUGUGUUUUUAAAUGUGCUCUUUAACUGAAAGCAGGCCUGUGAUUACAGGACAUUGAAAUCCCAGAAUGCACUGCAGCUCAGGUCCCGUUUCCGUGACAACACUGCCCACGCAGUCCAAAGGUCGCCUUGUUCGAGGGGAAAAAGUGACAGGUGAGCCUGGUCACGUGACCAUCGUUGUGACUGCACCCACAACCCGAUAGGCUGGGGCCAGACAGUGAUGUUAUCUGAUAGGCUGUAACCGCGCAGACGGUUGAAAAGGAGAAGGAGAGAAGAAGAGGAAGGCAGAAGUCAAAGAGGAGAAACGGAGGAGCAGGACGAGAGGAGACGAGAGAGGAGGAGGUGAUGGAGCGCAGCGUGAUCCGUCUGACUCACUGUCAGAAGGAGAUCUUCUGCUUCUCUGUGCCGGAGCAGUGCCCGAGCUGCGGGGAGGAGCUGAGGGGGAGCAGACUGCAGGAGGCGCCGGUCAGCCUCCCCUCCCCCUUCACCAAUGGGCACAAGACCUCCUGCUGCCUGCUGGUCACACCUGCACACGACAACCUGGACAGAGACUUUGAUGGGGCGGCUGAUCUUCACACCGGCAUCUCCAACACCAAAGGUGUUGUGUAUAACUACACUCGUGGCGGCGUCCGCAGGGAUCAGAGCGGCUGGGAGCGCAGCAUCAGCGUCCCUCUGGUCCGACCCGACAUGUUCCACCUGCUCGCUCAGUGGGACCAGUACCUGGAGCGCUUCUCUGACGGGCCUAUGUGGGACCCUGCCUGGCACAGGUUUGAUGAAAACAACCACAACUGCUUCAGCUUCUGCUUGCACUUUGUGAACGGCGUUCUGGCAGCCGAGGGCCGCGGCGCUCUGAGCAGAGACGACUUCACCCACACCUUCAUCCUGCCGAGGAUGAGGAGGGUGUCCAAAUACACCACGCUGUACCGGCACAUCCAGAAACACCAGUUCUACAAGGUGGACCGACAGCAGCACGCUCAGGGGGCGGAGCCCAGCAGCUGAGCAGCUGUCAUUGGUCACAUGUGACGCUUCAGUGUCAGACCUGAUGUGCAAUGAACUGACCUUCACACACGCACACACACAGACACACAGCUUUGGUUCGUGUCUGUGUGUGUGAGGAUUUGAACCUGGGGCUGCUCGUCCUCCACCUGAUCUUCUUUAGCUCGUUAGUUGUGUGAAUUUUGACCUUUUGUUGUCCCUGAGCCACACCGAGGGUCUCAGAGGAAAUUACAUCUUUUAUUUUAUUCUGAAAUAAAGUUUCUUAAAUCACACUUCCUGCAGCUCUCUGGCGUGGAGCUGCAGGUUUUCACCCUCAGGGGGCAGAAUGUGGCGGGAUGGUCAUCACCAUGACCGUGAAAGUACGACCAUGCAGCAUUUAAAGCGUGGAAGUACUCACAUUACUUUGAGUUUUAGUUCAUAAAAAGUGAUAAAAACAUUAGCGUCCACUGUUCACUCUGCGUGGGAAGAAAACUUCUUACAGCGAAACAUUAAACUUCAGAUCUCAGCGAGCAGCGAGCACGCUGCCACGGGAACGUGACAUUCACAGAGAAACCCCCGGAUCCUCCCACUGACAUGACCGCUGUGGGCAAACCUCCACCCGCCCCACUCCUGCUAAACUGGUGACAAUAAAUUUAAGAGCAACACGACUCAGUGCUGCUGAAUCUGUGAUUUUAUUUCUUUUCUGAUGUGUUUUACUUUCAUCUGUUGGAAAGAUAUACACAAAGCACGAUUUUAUUUUAUAUGCUGCAGGUUAUAGGUUUAAA
Haplochromis burtoni (Burton's mouthbrooder) is the source of this 2164-nucleotide messenger RNA. Its product is annotated as MKRN2 opposite strand protein. The coding region runs from base 750 to 1403 and encodes 217 amino acids. NCBI's taxonomy places the organism in Eukaryota, Metazoa, Chordata, Actinopteri, Cichliformes, Cichlidae. The record is from RefSeq and is a predicted model, not a curated record. The transcript is spliced from 4 exons.